AUUACAAGUAUAACUACUGUUCCGACCAGUUGUCUUUUCCAUAGAUUUUGGAAUAUUACUUGUUGCAAAACGUUGUUGAUUUAAAAGUAUUGUUAACGAAUAGUUGGUUUAAGACGGUGAGAAAAACGAAGUUAUUAUAAAUCUUGCCUUUAACCAGAACUCUGCCUGCACGAUGGUGAAUGACUGGGAAGCUAUUGAAAAGUACCUGAUUGCAAAGGAGCAAGAAGUACCUCAGAUGGUGGCAGACUUGAGCAGCAUGAUACACGAGGAUUCCGUAACCGAACCUUCUACCUCUACUGAGUUCUAUGGCGACGACAUCGCCCUAAAUAAACCAGUGCCUGUUGAAGUAUGCUCCUUCAACGAUCAGUUUCAGAAACUGGAUUCGCAAGAGCUGUAUAACUUGGACCAAUAUUCACACAACUCUAGUAGCUGUUCGAGUGACUCUGAGCUUUACCAAUAUUUUCAUGGACCUUAUCAAUUUGAGGAAGUUACUAGAAAUCCAGAGCAUGAGACUGUGUACAACAACAACAACACCACCACCAACAACAACAAUAACAAUAUAGACUUAGCUCAUGUACAUGUGAAACAAGAAUCGUUCUGCAGCCCAAGCUUGCAAGAAGAGACGGAUUUCUUCACGCCAGACGCGAAAGAAGACCUGCACUACAAAAUGUGGAACUGGUGCCACCGAGAAGUGGAAGAUGUCUGCAGAUUUCUGCGAAUAAGCCCAGAUCCACGCCAAUGGAGCUGUGAGCAGGUCCGGGAGUGGAUCAGCUGGCAGUGUCAGCAGGCUGGCCUUCCUCAGCCUUCCAUCGAGACCUUCUACAUGCUCGGUGCACAACUCUGUCAGCUAUCAGAGGACAAGUUCCACGAACUAGCCCCUGGCUGCGCCGAUCAUCUAACCGCCAAACUAGACAUCUGGCUAAAUGUUAUGCAGCACACUAGCUACAACUAUGCACCCCAGGUCACACACAUUCCAGUCCCUCUGUCCCCGAGGUUGCCGUCCAGCCCUGAAUGCAACAGUCCAAUCUCAAACCAUGGGGACGAGGAGUGUACGGCUGCGAGUCCCAGGGCAGCCACGUUCGACUUCGACCGGCUACCCGAGGAGCGCCUCAGCCACCAUCGGCAGACCAUCCAAUUGUGGCAGUUCCUGAAACUUCUUCUUGAGGACGGCGGCUACACAGCCUGUAUCCGCUGGGUGGACCAGUCCAGGGGCAUAUUUAAGAUCGAGAAUUCCAGCAGGGUGGCCAAGCUGUGGGGCAAACGCAAGAAUCGCCCUGCUAUGAACUAUGAUAAGCUCAGCCGCUCAAUCAGACAAUACUACAAGAAGGGCAUCAUCAAGAAAACCGAACAUUCCAAACGACUUGUUUACCAAUUUUGCAAGUAGAGACACCGUGCAUUCACAAACCAAUGUGUUCUUUUCCACAUGUGCCCUAAACAUGUGAUUUUGUUAGGCAAGACUUGGUCUUGCGGAAUGACUAGCUAGUUCUUCGACAGAAAUAGAGGGGCGGUCGUCAAUAUUGUUGAUAUUUCCACCAUUGUAAUGAUGGUGAUUUUUUCACAUAUCCGAGUUGUCAUGUUUUUCAAUGUGACAUCGAUUUCCAAAGUUGGGAAUGUACUGUAUGUUUGACCUUAAUUGGCCAGGACAGCGUUGCAAUGAAGUGUAUAAUAUGCAGGUUUGCAUAGGGCAGUUGUUAUUAUAGAUUGAUUUAUAUCUGAACAUUGGUCAUAUUGUUUUGUAAGUGUUUUGAGUAUCACGUCAUCAUUGGAUACUCUUAACAAAUUACAAGUCAUCUUUUAUCAUAUAGUAUAUCAUUAUAAAGAAUUUAAUUUCUUACUGAAGAAAAACAGCGACUAAGAACACACAAAACAUGUAUUAUUUUACAAAUGUUAAAUACUGGAUAUGUUUGUUACGUAUAAGAUUGUUUUAGUGACGGUGCACUACGCAUGAAAACGAUACAUACACGAAAUAUAUUAUUUUCACUAUAUUUCUAUGGGGUCAAUAUUUCCUACAAAAUGAAUAAGCUGCCAAAGAUGCUGUGCUACGUUAUAUAAAUUGCGUGUGCUCUUAAUUUUUAGAUUCUCUUCAUUCUGUUUUGCUUUGUAUUGAACUUUAAAAGUUUAUAACGCUAAUUUAUACCGCUAAUAAAACUAUUUUUACAUAUUA
Messenger RNA from Mya arenaria, 2164 nucleotides. RefSeq names its product SAM pointed domain-containing Ets transcription factor-like. Gene Ontology annotation, cellular component: nucleus. The transcript is spliced from 5 exons. NCBI's taxonomy places the organism in Eukaryota, Metazoa, Mollusca, Bivalvia, Myida, Myidae. Gene Ontology annotation, biological process: cell differentiation; regulation of transcription by RNA polymerase II. Gene Ontology annotation, molecular function: sequence-specific DNA binding; DNA-binding transcription factor activity, RNA polymerase II-specific. The coding region runs from base 173 to 1384 and encodes 403 amino acids. The record is from RefSeq and is a predicted model, not a curated record.